Thelazia callipaeda (thelaziosis nematode) is the source of this 720-nucleotide messenger RNA. The record is from the annotation of a GenBank genome assembly. Lineage: Eukaryota; Metazoa; Nematoda; Chromadorea; Rhabditida; Thelaziidae.
AUGUUUGUAGACAAAAAAACAGAAAAAAAAGAAGGUGAACAUAUUGCUGAUGCAAUUCAUGAACUUCAUGUACUCUAUAUGAGAUAUUUUUCACUAGAUGACCAUUGGCAACCUACUUUUGACCGUUCUGGAGAGAGGGCCCAUUUGCUUCAACGUAUGGCAGUUGUUGUCGAUCAAAUUUUAGCUGCUGAAAAUCGGCCAGAUUGGCUUCAUCCUGCAAUGUUUCGUGGUCCACUUGUAUCAGCAGUUUGCUCUUUGCCACCAAUUGCUGGCAAGGAUACGAUUUUGAUGCCAGACUCACCGGAUCCAAGAGAAAUUUAUUGGUCAAAAUUUAGUAUAUGUAAUCAUUCUCGACCACUCGAGAGCAGACCAUUUAUGAUACCACUACAGUAUUAUCCACCUGAUUCGAAAUGUAUUACAAAGACAAGAAAGAAAAAAGAAAAGUUACCGUCUUCAGAAUUUACCACUAGCAUUGAGGAUAACUUUAAUACUGAUCUUGAAACUGACGUAAUGAUGGCAAAUCAAACUAAAACGUCUUUACCACGUGUAGGUCGUUUACCAAACGAUAAAUUCCGUGAUGCGAAUCAAUACCAAGUAGAACAAUUUGUGGGAGAAAUAUUACGCUCACGUGGCUUACAAUUUAACCGAAUUGACGAUAACAGCGCGCCCCAAGCAUAUCUUUAUCCAAUUCCAUCAACUGAUGUCUUGAACUGUGGUUGA